AUGUUGGUUCCCUUCGUCCAAGUUCUGGCUCUGGCUGCCACAGUCCAGUCAGCUGUCACGAAGCCUCAAGAUGCUGUCAAAGAUCUUCAGCACCAAGCGAUUACCGCGCUCAAGAAAGUCAAAGUGAACGGGACUGAAGAAUGCUCUGUGUCUAACGCUGCUGUCCGAAAAGACUGGGACACGAUGUCAGGCAGGGAGCGCAAAGCAUACACGACUGCCGUGCAAUGCAUGCUCAAUUCCCCUUCCAAGUCUGAUGCAUCGUUGGUUCCAGGUGCGCGCAACAGAUACGACGACUUCGUCGCGCAACACAUCAACCAGACUUUGUCAAUCCACGGCACUGGAAACUUUUUGACUUGGCAUAGGCUCUUCGUCUACUCCUAUGAGAAAGCAUUGAGAGAAGAAUGUUCAUACAAGGGCUACCAGCCGUACUGGAACUGGUUCUCCUACCAGGAUGACUUGAAAAGGUCCCCAGUCUUCGACGGCUCCACAACAAGUAUGAGCGGCGACGGUUCCUACGUCUCUCACAACGGUAGCGUAGGCGGCGCCGGCACCAUCUUCCUUCCUUCAGGAGAAGGAGGUGGCUGUCUGCAGAGCGGUCCAUUCAAAGGCAUGAUUGCCAACCUCGGGCCUGUGUCCCCUACAAUGCGGGGCCAAACGAAGGUCAAUGGAAGUCUGUCAUACAACCCUCGCUGCCUGAAGCGCGAUUUGACUACAUUCGCAUCAGCGAAAUGGCUCACGGUGGAGAACCUUCUGAACCUGACUGCCGGCGACGCAUCGGAGAACGUCAAGCUGUUCCAAGAUGAGCUUCAAGGUCGAUUCAAAGACGGCUUUCUCGGUCUGCAUGCCGCUGGCCACUUCAGCAUCGGCGGCGACGCCGGAGACGUCUUCUCUUCACCCGUCGAUCCAGUCUUCUUUCUACACCAUGCAAUGCUGGACAGGGUUUACUGGAUCUGGCAAGCUUUGCACAAAGAGCAGGCAAACACGGUCGCUGGCACACUUACGCUGAACAACAAUCCACCAAGUCGCAACACUACUUUGGAGGACCUUAUUCAGACAAACUAUCUCGGUGUCGAAGCUACGACGAUUGGUGAUUCGCUUGAUACAUUGGGGAAUAAGCCGUUGUGUUACAUCUACAAGUAG
Molecule: messenger RNA, 1140 nt
Organism: Ascochyta rabiei
Lineage: Eukaryota; Fungi; Ascomycota; Dothideomycetes; Pleosporales; Didymellaceae
Product: Tyrosinase
Exons: 4
Coding region: 1-1140 (379 amino acids)
Molecular function (GO): oxidoreductase activity
Source: RefSeq, a predicted model, not a curated record